AUCCUGGGGCUGCCGGGCAGACCCCAGCCCAAGGCCUCUGCCGGGGGCAAGCUGCCCUCCUCCGCCCCGCUCUUCAUGCUGGACCUUUACCACGCCAUGGCGGGAGGAGGAGGAGGACGAUCCGUCUCCCGGCCCGUGCUGACCAGUCUGAGCGUCCAGACGCCUCCCUUGGGAAGGGUCAUCAACGGGGCGGACACGGUGAUGAGCUUCGUCAACGUGGUUGAACACGACAGAGACAUCUUCUCCCAGAAGCCGUACUGGAAGGAAUUUCGGUUUGACCUGACCCAGAUUCCCACAGGAGAGUCAGUAACAGCUGCUGAAUUCCGAAUUUAUAAGCUGCGAAGUUUCAUUCGUGAUGUCAACAAAACCCUGCACAUCGGUAUCUAUGAGAUCAUGAAGGAGCAUUCCAACAGGGAAUCUGACUUAUUCCUCUUAGACCUUCAGGAGCUGCAGGCCGGGGUCGAAGGCUGGUUGGUUUUCAAUACUAAUCCAGCUGUCUGUGAAAAUCUUUUCAGCCAGCAUUUAUUGGCAAACGUGUGUUUUCGGCCCACUGCAGGACACAGCAUCGAUCCAGGCUUAGCGGGACUGCUGGGUCGGCGCGGGCCACGCUCCAAGCAGCCUUUCAUGGUCACUUUUUUCCGGGCAAGCCAAAAUCCGGUCCGGGUUACUCGAGCCGUCAAGCAGCUAAGGAAGAGGCAGCCCAAGAAAACGAACGACUUACCGCAUCCAAACAAGCUUCCCGGGAUUUUUGAUGACAUUCAUGUCUCUGAAGGCAGACAGGUUUGCAGGAGGCACGAACUCUAUGUCAGCUUUCAGGACCUUGGAUGGCUGGACUGGGUGAUUGCCCCCCAGGGAUAUUCCGCCUUUUACUGCGAAGGAGACUGCGCCUUUCCUCUGGAUUCCUGCAUGAAUGCAACCAACCACGCCAUCCUGCAGUCCCUGGUUCAUCUGAUGAAGCCCGAGGCGGUUCCCAAGGCCUGUUGUGCGCCCACCAAGCUCAGCGCGACCUCGGUCCUCUAUUACGACAGCAACAACAACGUGAUCCUCAAAAAGCACCGCAACAUGGUCGUGAAAUCCUGCGGCUGCCACUGACGGAGGAAAUGCGCCCGCUGGUUUUCCGGCGCGGAGAAAGACCUCAUUUCACGGUCUGGAGCCCAGCUAGCUGUUGCCAAAGUCCAGAAGAGUCCAACGCCUAGUGGUAGAUAAUACAAACCUGUUCCAGGUGCGAUCUCCCUGGUCCGGCACCCUCAGGUCCUGUCCGGUCCUGAAUGAGGGAAUUUGCCAGAUCAGGGGAGGUCCCCUGCCGGCCCCGCCCUGCUGCUAGCUCCGCUUCUGAAUCUGGUAGCCCCCUGCCACCAGCCGGCUCUGCUGCCAACCCUGGCAGGAUUGUGGUCCCCCUGCCGCCCGCCAGCUCCCCCGACCCGUGGGCUCUGUGGUCCAGAAACGUCCGUGGUCCUGCUGGACCUCAGAUGUUGCCAGAGCAGAGAGGCUCAGUUUAAGGAGGUGCAACCUGCAUUCUCCUCCUCUAGUUCACAAGACUAGCGAGAGCAGCCCGGAGACUGCUUAAGUCCAGGGUGGGGUGAGAGAAGGGUUGGCUGGCGGGUGAGGGUUAGUCUGUACCCGGGACCAGGCCGAGGAAGGCAGGACGUGAGUGGCUUCGGAAUCGCUCCCUCGCUCACCACUUACGGCCAAGCACCCUGGAGUGAACAAGCACUUACGAUUAAAUGAAAACGCGGCCGGCCACUUAAAUAGCUGGCUAACUAACCUCCCUCCCCCCACCACAACAUUUAAAAAUGGGCCAACUGGAAAAAAAAUUCUGAGCUAGGCCAGACAAAGCCCCGGCUGGGUUGAUUUAGUUGGGAUUGGUCCUGCCUUGGGCAGGGGGCUGGACUUGACGCCUUCUGAGGGCUCUUCCAGUGCUGUGAUUCUAUGAAAAUAAACCCCUUAUCUGGGAAGUAAACACUUCGGCUGUGUCUACGCUGGCCGCUUGAAUUUCCGCAAGAACACUAACGAUCUCAUGUAAGAUUGUCAG
Pelodiscus sinensis (Chinese soft-shelled turtle) is the source of this 2032-nucleotide messenger RNA. The record is from RefSeq and is a predicted model, not a curated record. NCBI's taxonomy places the organism in Eukaryota, Metazoa, Chordata, Testudines, Trionychidae.